This is a messenger RNA of Mus caroli (Ryukyu mouse), 1525 nucleotides long. Lineage: Eukaryota; Metazoa; Chordata; Mammalia; Rodentia; Muridae. The record is from RefSeq and is a predicted model, not a curated record.
ACAGUGAAGGGUGGGGAAGGCCGCGGAGCUCGCCGCCGCCGCUGGCCGAGCUACCCUGAGAAGUUUCUGGAAAGAGGGCAACAAAGGGGACCUGAGGGGAUGAAUGGGAAGCGAGCCUUUUUCUGAGAGAAGACAGCGAAAAGUCCCAACAAAAAGUACACGGCCUUGGCCGAGUCCACGACCGACGACACACUCCCAUCCAAGGAGGAAGCGUGGGGACAGGGAGCGGACUGGGAGACGCGGAAUGGCGGGGACAUUGGAAAGAUGGAGGCGCAGCCGCCGGGGCUUGGGAGUGGCAGGGAGGCGCUGGGUCAGGGGUCCCCGAACCCCGUCCUCCUAAGCUCCUCUCCCGUGCGCGCUCUGACCUGCCCGUCUACACUCGGGGGGGACCCCGGGGUUCACGGGGAUGUGACGCGCACACGCGCGCGAGCUCAUGGACAGCGUGGGAAGGAACCCCGGCGGCGCGCGGGGACGGCGUCCUCACGGCGCCUCGGGUCCCCACGCCGCGGCCCGCCCGGCUGCCAUUUUGUAGCGCGGCCGCCAUUUCGCGCGGCCCGGGGGCGGGGGAGGGGCUCGGGGCGCGGCCCCGCGAUGGGCGUGGCCGGCGGCGGGCGCGGCCCCGGCCCCCUUUGUUCUCCGCCUGGGGGUCGCGAGGCCCCUCGGGCUCGGCUGCCGGCUCGUCUCUGCCGCCGCCGCAGUAGCGUGUGAACGGCGAGAGGCAGCCCCGGGGCGUGCGGGAUCCCGGAGCCCGUCGGAAGCGGGGUGUGUCCCCCCAUGCGGGGGAUGACGUCCUGCAUGGGGAGACUUAGAUCGCCGCGGUGGGAAGCGGCUUACGGGCGAGCCCCGCUCGGCAUCCUCCACCUCUGCAAACAAAGUCAAGUUCGGUCCGGAAAGCAACAAAGGUGCCGAAACUCCGCGGAACCGAGCACCAGGAGGCGGGGCUCGUGCAGCCCACGAGGUGGAGGAGCGCUGAGAGCUGGGCUUCCAUUGGCUGGCCCUCCGAACACAAGGCUUUCAGGGCCCCAUUCUCCCUGACCCAGAAGCCUGAACAAUAAAUAUGCUGUGAUGGCUUUCUUCUCUCGGUCGACUUCAACUUCCACUUAUUUUCAAAAAGCUUUAUGAGUUUAUUAAAAAUAAAUAAUAAAGUACGUGCCUGACAUCCAUCGCCCUUUCACUCUCCGAAAAAGCAAAUGUCUUCUUAGGAAAUACUUAAAAAUGCGAAUCUUGGUUGUGUGUAAUGCUGAAAAUUCUGGCACUGUUUCGCAAACCCAGAAAACUUGAAAAACGCUGCUAAAUUUGACUUCCAGCUUUUGUGCAGUUUUCUUCCCCCCUAAUGGUUGACGUGGUUUUUCUUCACAACAGCCUGGUAUCAUAAAGGAACCAGCCCGUCCUGACUCAUCUAUUUGUGUCUUGGCUACAGUAAACCUCUUUUUUUGUCUUCUCACUAUGUGUAAUUAUGGCGACUGCUUAUGUUUUCUGUAAUAGUGGGGUAAAGCUUAUGAUGACAGACUGAAAAGGUCAAAAC